CGGUGAACUGACUGGGGGAGGCUGAACCUGAAUUCUGUGCUGAGAUGAGCUUCCUUUUUUUUUUUGUUUCUUUUUUUUGACCAUAUAAGAUGAUAUUUUCAUUAAUGUAGAGAGCCAGGACAUACAAGGCCCCGUGGAUGGAAUUCGUUAUUCUCUGUAACGAGUUGUGUACAAAGUUGAACCCACGUGAACGAUUUUAAAUGGAGCAUCUUGGUAAACGUGUUUGAAAUCAAGCACGACGCAGGCACCCUAUGUCUUCCGAUUUAGAUGAGUGCCGGGAACACCUGCUAGUGGUAGAUGUGAAUGGUCAGACUCAGAUUGACGAGCCUCCCAAAUUUCGGAUUCGAAAUCUCACCAAAGUCUCCGAUGCCGGAGUUCCGAUUCUCAAGGGCGUUGACUUGGACGUUCCCAAGGGCGUGAUACUCGGCGUCGUUGGACCCAGUGGUAGCGGCAAAUCGACGCUUCUCAGGGCCUUCAACCGUCUCUGGGAGCCUCCCUCCGGCACCGUCUUCCUCGAUAAUAACGAUAUCUGCGAUCUCGAUGUUCUGUCCCUCCGCCGUAAUGUCGGCAUGCUCUUUCAGCUCCCUGCCCUCUUCGAAGGCACAGUGGCAGACAAUGUGAGGUAUGGACCACAACUAAGAGGGAAAAAGCUAACUGAUGAAGAAGUACGCAGGUUGCUGAUAACAGCAGACCUUGAUGCUUCUUUGAUGAGCAGGAAGGGCUCUGAACUCUCUGUGGGUCAAGCUCAACGAGUUGCACUUGCCAGGGCUUUAGCUAAUUCCCCUGAGGUUUUACUGCUGGAUGAGCCAACCAGUGCACUAGAUCCAAUAUCAACAGAGAACAUAGAAGGUGCCCUAAUGAAGCUGAACAAGAACAGUGGUAUGACAGUGAUAAUUGUCUCUCACAGCAUCAAACAGAUACAGAGGAUAGCUGACUUGGUGUGCCUAGUUGUUGAUGGUCAAAUAGUUGAAGUUUUAAAGCCUGAUCUACUGUCACAAGCCACGCAUCCCAUGGCCCAAAGGUUUCUUCAACUUAGUUCUUAGGUAUGGAAUAAUAUGUGAAAUGCUCUGUUAUGAAUUUAUGAGCUCGUGUUCGCUGUU
Molecule: messenger RNA, 1100 nt
Organism: Neltuma alba
Lineage: Eukaryota; Viridiplantae; Streptophyta; Magnoliopsida; Fabales; Fabaceae
Product: ABC transporter I family member 17-like
Exons: 5
Coding region: 252-1043 (263 amino acids)
Biological process (GO): phosphate ion transmembrane transport
Cellular component (GO): membrane
Molecular function (GO): phosphate transmembrane transporter activity; ATP binding; ATP hydrolysis activity
Source: RefSeq, a predicted model, not a curated record